This is a messenger RNA of Durio zibethinus, 442 nucleotides long. The record is from RefSeq and is a predicted model, not a curated record. NCBI's taxonomy places the organism in Eukaryota, Viridiplantae, Streptophyta, Magnoliopsida, Malvales, Malvaceae.
GGGUGGACAACUCGCAAAUCUUUCGGCUUUCAACAACAAUUUGACGGGUCUUAUCCCACCAACUUUGAAAACUUGCAAAAGCUUAUUCAGACAACAACAAAUUUUAUGGCGAACUUUCGCCAAACUGGGGCAAUGCCAUAGUCUAACAAGCCUACGGAUCUCCAAUAAUAACAUUUCUGGAAAGAUACCACCUGAGCUGAAGCAUGCAACUCAAUUACACGAACUCGAUGUCUCUUCAAAUCAUCUCAUUGGUGAGAUUCCCAAGGAAUUGAGAGCGUUGACAUUGAUGUACAAACUUUUGCUAAGUGGUAACCAACUUUCAGGCAAAAUUCCACCAGAGAUUGGAGUUCUUUCAAAUCUACAAUAUCUUAACUUGGCAUCAAACAAUUUGAGUGACCGAUUCCUAAUCAACUUGGAGAGUGCUCAAAGUUAUUGGACCUGA